This is a messenger RNA of Penicillium canescens, 1272 nucleotides long. RefSeq names its product adenylosuccinate synthase ADE12 (gene adB). Gene Ontology annotation, molecular function: adenylosuccinate synthase activity; GTP binding. Gene Ontology annotation, cellular component: cytoplasm. The record is from RefSeq and is a predicted model, not a curated record. The coding region runs from base 1 to 1272 and encodes 423 amino acids. NCBI's taxonomy places the organism in Eukaryota, Fungi, Ascomycota, Eurotiomycetes, Eurotiales, Aspergillaceae. The transcript is spliced from 4 exons. Gene Ontology annotation, biological process: 'de novo' AMP biosynthetic process; IMP metabolic process.
AUGGUUUCCAUCGUUUUAGGCAGUCAAUGGGGAGAUGAAGGAAAGGGAAAGAUCACAGACAUGCUGUCGCAGCAGGCGACGCUGUGCUGUCGUGCAGCUGGUGGCCACAACGCCGGCCACACCAUCGUCCACGAAAACGUCACCUACGACUUCCACAUCCUGCCCUCCGGUCUCGUCUCACCGAAGUGUAUUAACCUGAUUGGUGCCGGUACCGUCUUCCACGUGCCCAGCUUCUUCAAAGAGUUGGCCGCCAUCGAGGCGAAGGGCUUGAAGGGCGCCGCUCAGCGCAUCUUCGUCUCUGACCGCGCGCACGUCUGCUUCGACCUGCACUCUGUCGUCGAUGGUCUGGAGGAGAAGGGUCUUGGUGGCCGUAAGGUCGGCACCACCGGUAAGGGUAUCGGCCCCUGCUACAGUGACAAGGCUGCGCGCCGUGGUGUGCGCGUUGGUGAGAUUCUGGAUGAGCAGACUUUCGAGCGCAAGCUGCGCACUCUUGACACCGCUUACCGCACGCGGUACGGAGACAUCGAAUACAGUGUCGAGGAUGAGAUUGCCCGCUUCAAGGAAUACCGCAACCUCCUGAAGCCGCACAUCGUCGACCAGCUCGAGUUCCUGCAGGAGCACAAGAACUCGCCUAACACACUGGUCGAAGGCGCCAACGCCCUGAUGCUCGACCUCGACCACGGCACAUACCCCUUCGUGACCUCGUCAUCAACAGGCCUUGGCGGCGCCGUGCAAGCCCUGGCCCUGAACCCCUCCAGCAUCAAGUCCGUGAUCGGCGUGGUGAAAGCCUACACGACACGCGUGGGCUCCGGCCCCUUCCCCAGCGAGCAGCUCAACGCCGACGGCGAGAAGCUGCAGCAGGUCGGUCGCGAGUUCGGCGUGACGACCGGCCGUCGCCGCCGCUGCGGCUGGCUGGAUCUGGUUCUGUGCCGCUACUCGCACGCCAUCAACCACUACACCGCGCUGAACCUGACCAAGCUCGAUGUUUUGGAUGACUUUGAUGAGAUCAAGGUCGGCGUUGCUUACCACUUGCCCUGUGGAAAGCGGACCACUUGUACUUUCCCGGCUGAUCCUAACGUUGUUGAGAAGAUUGAGGUUGAGUAUGUUACUCUGCCUGGUUGGAAGUCUAACACUAUGGGUGUUACUCGCUAUGAGGAUCUGCCUGCCAAUGCUCGUGCCUAUAUCGAGUUCAUUGAGCGUGAGAUUGGUGGUGUUCCUGUUAAGUGGAUUGGUACUGGUCCUGCCAGAGAGCACAUGAUUGCCCGUGAAUAA